AUGCACUUCCGGCCUCCAGCAGCCAAUGAGGGUGCAGCCACGGGUGUUCCCUUGUCCGGCGUCCGGGUUUAGGGUCGUCUCCGGGAGGACUUCGGGCGGGUCGACCCUGAGGACGUGAGUUACAGUUUGGAGGUGAGGCUGCUGCAGCAGCCCAACUUGGAGAAACUUGUCACCGUUGGAAUAGUCGUGGUACCUUGCAGAACGCCGGGUUCGCAGCCUCUCCUGUGUGAAAACCACAAGCAAAGUGUCAGAGUUUUCCGCUCAGAUCAACAACUUCAAAUUCUUAGCAUGGAAAAUUCAGAGAAGACCGAAGUGGUUCUCCUCGCUUGUGGUUCUUUUAAUCCUAUCACCAACAUGCACCUCCGGCUGUUUGAGCUGGCCAAGGACUACCUGAAUGGAACAGGAAAAUACAGAGUUAUCAAAGGCAUAAUCUCUCCUGUUGGCGAUGCAUAUAAGAAGAAAGGACUCAUCUCUGCCCACCACCGAGUUAUCAUGGCAGAACUCGCCACCAAGAAUUCAGAAUGGGUGGAAGUUGACACCUGGGAGAGUCUUCAGAAGGAGUGGGUAGAGACGGCCAAGGUGCUAAGACACCAUCAGGAGAAACUGGAGGCUGGGAGCUGUGAUCUCCAGCGGGACGCACCUAUGCAGGCAAGGCCCGGACAGAAAAGGAAGUGGGCUGAACAAAGACAAGAUAUUAGCCCAAAGAAAUUGCUAGAGCCAAAACCAAAAGAUGUGCCCAAGGUAAAGCUGCUGUGCGGGGCAGAUUUAUUGGAGUCCUUUGCUGUUCCCAAUCUGUGGAAGAGUGAGGAUAUCACCCAAAUUGUGGGAGACUACGGGCUCAUAUGUAUUACUCGGGCUGGAAAUGAUGCUCAGAAGUUCAUCUACGAGUCAGACACGCUGUGGAAACACCGGAACAACAUCCACCUGGUGAAUGAAUGGGUCACCAACGACAUCUCAUCCACAAAGAUCCGGCGAGCCCUCAGAAGGGGCCAGAGCGUUCGCUACUUGGUACCAGACCUUGUCCGAGAAUAUAUCGAAAAGCACGAUUUGUAUAGCUAUGAGAGUGAGGAGAAGAAUGCCGGUGUCAUCCUGGCUCCCUUGCAGAGGAAGCCUGCGGACACUAACUCGAAUCGUACAGCAUGAGGUUUUGGACUUCCAGCUGGGGAAUUUGAAACAGUCUGGCUGUUAGGAACUGGGAAGAGGAAUUGUGAUCUUAUGUCAUAAACGAAAGCUAUCUAAAAGUCUGGUAAAAGUCAAGAGUAGAUUCAGAUCAGGUUUCUCAUUUUGUUGGAAAUUGCUAAGAUGAAUGUGUCCAAUAUGGUCUUUUUUUCCCUUCUUUUUUUUUUAAGAACAUACAAAUCCUUGAAUCUUUAAAAUGGGAUUAGCAGUACGAAAACCAGAAGACCUUCAAUUUAACUAAAAAGAAGAAGUCAAAAAGGACAUUUUGGCGUUCCAUGAUCUCAGUCUAAAACUCUUGAGUUUCUAAAGAGCCCUGCUGUUUCUGUUCCAGCCCCCUGUGAAUCUGCCAUUUCUGAAUUUAAGCAGAAAAAGGAUGUACUUUCUUACCCUUUUCCCCUUACCCUUUUCUAUGCACUUUAACCAAAGUAGAACUCCCAAAUAAUAACUGAGAUCAUUAUUACGUCACAAACGCAGUUACAAACACAGGCUUGUUAUAUAGUUGGGUGCUGAUUAAAGUUGUGUGGAGGUUUUACCAACUGGUAAAGCAACAAGACUAGAAAUAGCUUUUACAGAGUGUUACGAUUCAUGAAAUCCUCCUGUGAUAGAAACAGGACUGAAAUUUCUCAUGAAAGAAUAAUUAACCCUUUUGCAAUUUAUAGCACACUUACAUCAUUCGAGAGGAAGGGUUUAUGACUCUGUGAAAGGAAAAAAAUACUUAAAACUGUGCAGUUUUCCAGUCAAAUCUGAGUGCACAGUUGCAAAGGGACAACGCGAAAGCUGGCCAACAUACAUUCUGCCGCUACUGACUUCCUCUUAUCGAAGCCAGCAGGCCAGCUUGACGGAGACCCGGGAGGCAUACAGAGCCUGCCACCAGUAGGCUUUGGUCUCUGCUGACAGAGGGACUUGGAUCGUGGAGAUGAUGGCCAUUUCUCCCCAUCCUUAGCUUUUAGGAGUUGAGAGUUGAAGUAAUCCUGGAAAAGAACCAUCUGUUGAAGUGAUCCGGAAAAAGAACCUUCUAGAAGCGGAUAAAGCUACUGAAGUGUGUAACUUUGAUUUCUUCUCCUGGAAAACUGUGCUUAGUUCAUCUGACAUGUUUAUGGAAUGCAGAAGGGUUCCAAUGCUAGGAACUUCUCUCUUUUAUUUUGUAGAGACUUACACCGCGGUGCCUUCCUACCUAGAAGUGCCCCCUGCCCCGCUCAGCUGUGAGUAUAUUGAAUUCGGGAUGCCCUCGGUAAAGCAUUUGAGGACCUCCCAGGAGACUUGGUCAUAGUGAAUGAUCUUAUUGUUGGGCUAUUUCUGGAUCAAUACCUUUGUACAUGGAACAAGCUGCUUUUAGCUUUGUCCUAGUACCAAGGACGCUGCUACUGCCACAGCAUAAUCAUGUAGUUGUGAGUGACCUCAAGGGCAGAAUUUCCUGUUUUGAUAAUGAAAAUUAGAACAAUGAACUUCACAGGGGAAUAAAUGUUAAUGAUUGCCGUGACUUCCACUGAGGAAGAAGAAAAUAUGCCAUUGUAUUUCCUUGUAUGGCUUUUUCAUAAUCUGCUCUUGUAAUGUGAAUGUGGAGUUUAGGAGACGAAAGCUGGUGCGGGUGUGUUUGCUGUGGGCGCGUUUUAUGUGUUGCACUCCUUUGACUCUUACAUUGUAGAAUUCGAGUGCAGCAGAGGAACAAAAGUCCUGUGCUGGCAACUUAAUUCCGUUGAAUGUACAACAUCUGGGGAGAUGUUUUGUUGUUUAUGUGUUUAGGGGACAAGGGUGAACAGUAAUCCAUUUAGAUGAGAGGAGCGGGUUCUCCUUGGUGAUCAGGGGAGAGAGACUGAGCCAGAGGCAUGAUUUAGGCUCAUCUUCUUGCAUCAAAGGAUGCUCGCUCUUUUUCUGCCAUCUUGAGGGUCUCCCCACAGGGUGGAGGGAUGCCUUCUCUGUCAGGGUCAGCAUGCAUGGUAGUGGUGGGGGUGCUGUUUUUCUUACCCCAACCUCUGAAUCGCUUCUGUCGGCCCAGAAGUCACUGUAUUCUGAGAUGGGCUCCUUUAGCCUUGACUUCCAGGCGCCACAGGACAUCCCUUCUGCUGUCCUCAUACUCGUUCCCACAGGCCCCGGGAUCUAGAACACCCAUCCCAGCGCCCCCCACCUGUGAGGAUGUACCGUGUCUACCUCUGAAAUCUGUACGUAGUUUACCAGUGGUGCUGUUUGAUCUUCAGAACGCCAGCACUACUGGGCACCGACAAGGUGCUGGGCCGGUGUGAGUCAUGAGGAAAUGAGGCACAGUUAGGUGACUGCUGUAAGUGACACACCUGAGUCUUGAAUGAACAGUGUGUCUUCAGAGCCUGGGCUCUUAACUUCUUAAUGCCUUACGUAAUAUGAUACUCUUCAAAGAAUGAAGUUUUCGCCAAAUCUUGAAGUUUUCAUCCACCCCAAGCAGAUGAGUGCAAAUAAAGAACCCUUUGAACAUGU
Messenger RNA from Neogale vison (American mink), 3627 nucleotides. RefSeq names its product nicotinamide nucleotide adenylyltransferase 1 (gene NMNAT1). Gene Ontology annotation, biological process: NAD+ biosynthetic process. The record is from RefSeq and is a predicted model, not a curated record. Gene Ontology annotation, molecular function: nicotinamide-nucleotide adenylyltransferase activity; nicotinate-nucleotide adenylyltransferase activity. Lineage: Eukaryota; Metazoa; Chordata; Mammalia; Carnivora; Mustelidae.